Molecule: messenger RNA, 10372 nt
Organism: Mercenaria mercenaria
Lineage: Eukaryota; Metazoa; Mollusca; Bivalvia; Venerida; Veneridae
Product: biorientation of chromosomes in cell division protein 1-like 1
Exons: 18
Coding region: 42-5237 (1731 amino acids)
Source: RefSeq, a predicted model, not a curated record
AGCUUUUAAACAUAGUAGAAAAAGGGAACAAAUAAAUCAACAUGACUGCUGGGUCCUCUGAAAAGAGAGAGGCCGACCCAGAGUUAGUUGAGAAAAUAAUACAUACAUUGAAGUCACAGGGAUGUUUUGAUCAGUUUAGAAAAGAAUUUAUUGCCGAUGCAGACACAAAGCCGGCCUAUCACAAUCUACAACAGAGGGUUGAGUCGUAUGUGUCACGUUUCCUGAGCCAGCAGAAAUGGAGUCCAAAACUGAACAAAAAUCAGCUGAGAGAGACGCUCCGCAGGCAGAUCAAUCAGUCUGGUAUGUUGAACAAGGGCGUAGAGAGAAUUGUGGAACAGACAAUAAAUCCGAAGAUCAUGCAGCUGAUCAAACCAAAGACAGACGAGGUGACGUGUGAACACCUGAACAUCAGUCUAACAGAACACAAAAAUGCACUGAAGAGAAAACAACAAGAACAGCAAGAGAAACUGAUGAAAUCUCCAGACUCUGCCAGCAUACAGAGUCUCCUUAGUAUAAACUUCAACUCCCCACCACCAGGUUCCAAUGCUCCUCCUUUCACCAAUACAAGUUCCCCAGCCAUGCCUCCUGGACAGUUCAACCCAGGACCACCAGCAGCAGGAAUGCUUGGCCCAACACCCACACCGGCACCUAGCCAGUUCCCUCCACAGCUUCCUGGCUUCAGCAACACCAACCCAGCUGGUCUGACAUUUCCAGGAAUAAGUCAACAGAGUUUCCCUUUUCUACCACAUGGCUGGAAUGCUUCACUGAAUGCUGGAUUUCCACCAAUAUUUCCAGGCCACCCACCAUUCCAGACAUUUAGCAUCCCACCCCCGGGGACAGCAAUGACUGUCCCCCCACCUGCUGCUGGUGGUCUUCUGUUACCACCUGUAAGCAGUGCGGGAGUCGCCACCUCUGUGGCAGCUCUUAACAAGCUGUCUCCUGUUAAAGGUAUCAAAGGUCUCAAUGCUUUACUUGGCCUCCCGACCCCCUCAGAGGAACCUGCACCUCCAGGAACAGUCAUCCUUCCUGAUGGUACCCAUAUACAGAAAAAGAGACCACACUCCAGCAUUCAUGGUGGGGAGGACUCCAAAGACGGCAUUACAUAUGAAGGAGAUAACGAUGUAUCUUUACAAAGUAUACCAAUUCCUGACUCAGAGAAAGACCUGGCAGAGAGAGCUGUGAAUGAGCAGAUACAGAAAGCGAUGCAUGAGGAGAUGGCAGCUAAAGGUGAACUAGAAGGUGAUCUUGGAGAUCAGACUGGGGAAGGCAAGAGACAGUACAGGUUUGCCUGGGACGAAGAUAUACAAGAAGUAGAUUUAGAGGAUUCUGUAGGAUCAAGUGAUAUCAGCUCAGUUCACACAAGUGAUCUGUCACACUUUGAGGACAGUGAAAACAGCUCAGACAGUGAUCUUGAAGAUCUGGAGAACAAGUUGUUGCAAUUGGAGAAGAAACAGAAAGAUGAACCAGUUGAAGAACAUAUACCGAGUGAGGUCCCCCAGGAGACAGUUGAGGCCCAGGUAGAGGCAAUGGACACUGUAAAUACAGCUGGAGAGGCCCUAAUAGAAACUGCAGUAGAUACCAGUCCCAUCAAAUCUCAGGUUCUGGUUUCAACAGUAGAUGCCCAGGUAACUGCUGGAGUUGCUUUGAAGAAAGAGGUUGCCGGAAAGCCGCGUAAACUUCUGUCGUUACAGUACAACUACAGUGAUAGUGAUGACGAGGAGACGAGAGAGGAGAGAAAGGCGAGAGUUCGAAGAAGGAGACGUGUAAAGCAUUCAGCUAAGGAGAAGGAAGACCGAUACCAGCGUAGACUUCAGCGGCGAGCGGAACUAGAAGCUAAACGUAAAGAACGUGAAGAAGAAAGAUUACGCCAAAAGCUUGAGAAACUAGAACGUGCAAGAGAGGCACAGGGAAAAGCAGAGAAAGAAAAACUAGAGAAGGAAGAGGCAGAGAAGGAAAAAAUAGAGAAAGAACAGGCAGAGAAAGAAAAUGUAGAGAAAGAAAAAGUAGAACAAGAAAUAGUAGAGGAAGAAAAGGUAGAGCAAGUGGAAACAAAAACAGCUGAAGCUGAAGUUGAUGUUGCUGAGAAGGAACAGCCUGUAGAAAAACCAGAAACUCAAACUGAGAAAUUAGUUAGUGAAAGCACUGAAGAUACAACUACAAAAGCUGAUGAAGAAGCACCUGUAGAGAGUACUGAAGAUAGUAAAACAGCUGUUGUUGAUGUAGAUAAAGAGACAGUAGUAGUAACUGAAGUUAAAGAAGAAAAACCAGCAGAUUUGAAUGCAGAAGAUGUUCCCAAAUCAGAAGAUGAAAAGGUACAAAUUCCUGAUGUUACAGAAGACAGUGAAACUGUGGUUGCCAUGGAAACUGAGACAAUAAAAACUGAAAUAAACACUGAAGAGCCAGAACCUGCAACAGAAGUUAAAGAUGAAAUUAAAGCUGAAGCUGUGACAGAAGAGAAAGACACCAGCGUUGAUCCCAACAUCUCUGAUGCUCAUGCUGUAGUGGACACAAGUCUCAAUACAGAUUCUUCUGCCACUGCAACAGAGUCUAGUGUUACCUUGGAUACAAGUGUGCCCGAGGUACCAAGCUCACCGGACAAGAAGAAACACAAACGUAAAACAAAGGCAGAACUGAAAGCUGAACUCAAAGAACAGAAAGUGAUGGAAAGGAAGAGUAGAAGACAAAGAAUCAGAAAUAAAAGGUAUAUGUCAGAUGAGUUUGUGUAUAAGGGACUACCUAACACCCACCUCAGUGAGAGCUACGAUGAGACAAUGGUGAUUGAAGAAACUGUAGAGAUGGUGGAAAUAGACUCUGAACAACAAACAUUUGAAUUUGAUGGAAGUCAGGUUGAGCUUGUAGAGAUACCUCUACCAGAUGAAGGUGAAAGUCAGCCUGUUACCUUGGAAACAGUAGAGUUUACAGAAAUUGACAUACCAGAAGAUGGUGGGGAAGUUCUUGUUGCUGAGGGAGAAACAUACGUUGUUACUGACACAGCAGAGGGUGACCCAGAUAUACCACUUGAAGAAGAGACCGUUAUAGAAGAUGCCCCUCAAACUGAGAUAGUGGAGGUUAGCAUGGCAGAUACCGGUAGUGAAGCAGUUGGGAUAACUACAAGGUCCCGUAGCAAAAUCACUGAUGAUAUCAGAAGUAAUUCUAGCGACCAGUCUGAUUUCAGAACUGAGAUACAGUCUGGGCAGCCAGAUGGGAAAAGGAAGAGAAAAAGAACUUCAAGCCAGUCUAGCACAGGGGAACCAGUCUCAAAGAAACAAACCAGUCAAACAGAAGGGAGGCAACUUAGACACAAGGAAAGCAGAAGACCAGACUCCAGGACACGCAGCAGUUAUAGCACAGAUGACCUGUACAAACCACGUCACUCAUUUUCUCGCAAGUCUGCCUCCUCACCUCCACCCUUACCAAGUGGGCCUCCACCUCCUCCCUCAGAGCCAGAGCCAUCACUUCCCCCUCUACCUCCAUUACCACCCCCACCCGCAGAAUCUCCAGUUGGUGAAAAAGAUAAUGAACUCCCACAAGCACCAGAAUCUCCAGACGCUUCAGACUCUGAGAUUUCGUCUAAAGGUAGUAUAAAAGAUAGCAGAAAAAGAAAGAGGCACUCAAGGUCAAAGUCAAGGUCAUCAAAAAGAAGUAAAAGGUCAGGGUCAAAAUCUGAUGGAUCAGUGUCGUCAUCAUCAAGAAAGAGGUCAGGAUCUUACUCAAGUAGAUCUUCAUAUUCAAGAAAACGGUCAAAAUCAAGUCGAAGUCGAUCAAAGUCAUUAUCUUCAAUAAGCAGCGAAUCUAGGUCAAGGUCAAGGUCUAGUAGGUCAUACAGCAGGUCCAGAUCAAGAAGUAGGACAAGUUCCAGAUCAAGGUCUGUUUCCAGAUCAAGGUCCAGGUCAAUAUCGUCAGUGUCUUCAAAACGUUCAGCAUAUUCUGACGAUUCUGAGGAGCGACGUAGAAAGGCGAGACCAUUGGACGAGGUCAACUUUGGUGAGGCAGCAAAGAGAGCAAGACAGAACAUUAUAAUGCCUCCUUUUGGGAUGAGGGGUCCAGGCCCAAUGGGACCUAGACCGCCUAUGGUACCGAUGGGGCCUAGAGGACCCAUGGUUCCAGGACCAUUUCCAAUGCGGGGAAUGCCACCAAUGAUCCGAGGACCAAGGGGCAUGGUGAGAGGACGGUAUCCGUCUCCUAGACACAUUGGGCCAGAUGGUUCCCCGCUCCGACCCCCUGUGGGUUCUCCAGGCAAACCUUAUUAUCCACCAGGCAGACCGAUGUACAUGCCACAGGGACCUGGAUGGGAAGACCCAUUACGACCUAGACCUCCGUAUGAUGAGGAUGAUUACUACCCUCCUGAUGACUUACAUGAAGGACCUGGAAAGACUGGUGUAACAGAGCGUGGAACAUUGUAUAGAGAAGAUAAGAGCCCAACGCCUCCCCCUGAACGUAGGCCUGUGUACACCCCACCACCAGUAUAUCGUGAGAGAUCAAUGUCACCUCCUAUACCUACGGGGAUCACUGAAAGGGGAACGUUGUACAGAGAAGACACUUCACCUUCCCCUCCACCAAUAUAUAGAAGACGUAUAGAAGCCACACCAUCUCCUCCACUGAUGAGACCGAGGCACAGAAUGGAGUCACUUUCUCCCUCUCCACCUCCCAUGAUGAGGAGACGUACACGCAGUGCACGAAGUGGAUCGUACGAAGCUAUUUCUCCCUCUCCACCACAUCAUCCAGCAAGACGUAUUUCAGUCUCUCCUCCCCCUCAUCCUGCAAGGAGGUUAUCUGUAUCUCCUCCCCCAAUGCAAAGAAACACACCUCCUGUGUUGCGCCGUACUAGAGCUCAGAUCUCUGGAACCCCAUCUCCUCCAUCAUCUGGUGAACUUACUCCGUCUCCUCCAGAUUUAAGGGACAGAUCACACUCCCCUGUUAGUCCAGGACCACUAGGUCCUGUUUCCCCCUUAUCGCCAAGGGGACCAGCGUCACCACUUGACUCAUUGACCCCCUCCCCACCUGACCCCAGAGAGCGAUUGGCACCAGAGUCACCACAGGCUUCUCCGCGUAGAUCAAGACGUCACAGAGGAAGGGAACCAGCAUCACCUUCCUCCUCCUCUGAGGUUGCCUCACCGCCUAUACUGAGAAGGGGAACCAGGAACAGUUCUUCCUUAGAAGAGGAUCCUGUUCAGUAUGUUACCCGGGAAACAAGGUCACGCCAUGCAAAGAAGUCUUCGAAACGUCCAAAACGAUGAAUUUCUGAGACAUUUCAUCCAAUUGGUAACUGAUACAUUAAUAUAUUAUUGUGUUCAUGAAAACAGACUGGAAACAGAAAGACUGUGAAGUUAAUUGUGUAAUCAUUAAAAUGUUGAUACUUUGCUUCAUCAGACUGACCAGAAUUGCCAAGUGGAAUGAGCUGAAGGAUUGUAGACUUGUGCAUAAUAAACAGAGCCCCUCUGUGUCUCCAGAUUAAACAGGUUCCUAAAACUGGCUGUAGGAUUUUGAUAUUGGUGGCAACAGUUCCACUCAAAUUACCCAAAGUUACUAAAAUUAUUUAUUUUAUGAAAAAAAAAGUGUUAAAGAGCCAAGAUGAGUUUGAGAUGCACAGGAUUUGGAGUAGCCCGCUGAAGAUUUUUUUCUAAUCUGGACCAGAGAAGUAGUUGCAUGUGUAUACUAUAUUCUCCCCACUCUGUCUCAUAGCCAGAGAACAGAUACUGAAAUAUAUAGAAACAGUUAUGGAAUUUUGUUGAGGUGUGGUUCAGUGCUUUUGUAUAAAGGUUAUUUUUGCCCAACUUAAUCAUGUUAUAAUUGAAAUGAUUUCUAUAUCUAAAUAUCUAUGUCAUCCAGGAAGACUUUGUUUUCAAGUAGCCUGGAAUAUCUUUAUUGAAAUGAUUGUUACAAAACCACAACAUAGGCAUACAUUAUGAAAUAUACAAAAACCAAAUUGACAUUGAAAUACAGCUAGUUAAGUGAUGUUUAAAUCAGUACACCAAGUUUAAGUAUGUAUAUUUGAAUGUCGAGGUGAGAACUUCCUGUUAUUUACAUUUAGCAAUCAUUAUUUUAUAAUAGAUUAAAUUUAUAAAUAAUUCAAAAAUGCAUAUUCAUAAGGUUGUAGAGGUCAAUAAUACAGGCAGGUAGUGUUCCUAAAGAAGUGUUUAUUUCUAAGCCAAAUCUGUGUUAAAGCGUCCAGUUUGGAGAGCAACAUAAUCUGGGUGCUUAAGGCAAGUGACUGCAUAAAAUAAAAGUUCAACUUGGAACAAAUAGUACAUGAAAGUUAGUUGACUUGCAGCCUGAAUCAAGUGGCUGUUAAAUAAAGUGGUUGCUAAGGUAUUUUCAUUCCUUCAUUAAUAAUUUAUGGUCUAUAUUAAAUUUUGUGUCAAUUUUGGUAAAUGUUCUUUUGCUUCAAAUGUCUGGUCUGGAAGACAAACAACAGUGUCUCAGACAUUUCACUUUUACCUCAGAAAGGAACAUUGUUAAUUAUAUAAUUAUAAAAAUAGUAAAUCUUUUAUCUACAGGAUGUAAAGUCUACUCUAGUGUUCCAUCUCGAUCUAAAAUGCAUGUCAAUCUAAAUGUUUUAUAGCUGAUGACAAAGUAUAUACCAAGAAAAAAAAACGUUUGAGGACGUAAAACAACUAUAUGUUAUAACAGUUACCUGUUUUUAUUGGAAAGUACACAAAAUAUAAGAAUACAUAUAUCUAGCGUGAUUUGGAAUCCCAGAAAAUGAUUCCAUAUUGCCUUUUUCGUGGAGGACAAGGAAAUUUAGAUAAGAAGAAAAUUAAACGAUAUUUCCUUAAUCAGAUAAUAUCUUUUUGAUAUAAUUUAAUAGUCUCCUCGAGAAUAUAAUUAUAGUAACAAAAUUGUACAUGUUGAAGCAUAAGUGUUAUCUUUAUUUUCUGAAAAUUGGUUUGGAAUACCAAGGUACACUGUAAGCUUUAAAUGCAGGAUUCAUGAACUAAUUUACUAGUCUAAAAGUUAUUUCACUCAAAUUAUAUGUUCAAGUAAAUUGAUAAAUGAAAAAUAAAAAGUCUGCAAAAAUGGCACAUUUAUGAUUAAUUCAUGCACACAUUUGUGAUAAAUUCACGUACACAUUUAUGAUAAAUUCAUUCAAAACCAAAUUUUCAUUGGAUGUGAUAUAAUAGAUUUACUCCAGAACUCCGUUUACAUCUGGUUUUUCCAAGAUUAUUACACACACUGUGGGUACAAACAAACCAUUCUAUAAAUAGAUUGCGCUUAUGUAGCAUUGAAAUAUGUUGAAAUAUGUCAAAAUAUUAAACCCACACACUUGUAAACACAGUCGGUGUCGGCAUCAGCGUCGGCGUCUGCGUUGGUUAAAGUUUUUAAUAAAGUCAAAUAUCUCUGUUACUAUCAAAGCUAUUGACUUGAAACUUGAAAUACUUAUUUACUGUCAAAGUCUACACCAGGAGAAACAAUCCCCAUAACUCUGUUUGAAUUUUGACAGAAUUAUGCCCCUUUUUAUACGCCUUUUGAAAAACGGGACGUAUGGGAACGCCCCUGGCGGGCGGAUGGGUGGGCGGGCGGCGUCCACAGACUUUGUCUGGAGCAUAUCUUCUACAUGCAUGAAGGGAUUUUGAUGAAACUUGGCACAGUUGUUCACCAUCAUGAGACGGAAUGUCAUGCGCAGAAACCAGGUCCCUAGGUCUAAGGUCAAGGUCACAGAGGUCGAAGGAUACAAGAAAGAAAACUUUGUCUGGAGCAUACGAGGGAUGUUCGAAAUGAAUUGCUUAUUUCUGUCUAGAGACUUCAAAUUUCAAGUUAGCCCAAAAGGGCUCACUUCAUGCCCUGGAAGUACUCCCCGUGGCUAGAAAUGCAAAGUUUCAGCCGAUGUAUCCACUUCUUGAAGGCGUCACGGUACGCUGAUUUGGGCACAGUAAUAAGGUACUGAUGAAUGGCAGAUCCAAGUGCCUGUCGGGGCUGGUAUUUCCGCCCAGCAAGGAAUGAUUUCAAUUUUGGAAACAAAAAGAAAUCACAUGGGGAAAGGUCUGGGGAAUACGGGGGGUGAGGCAAAACAGUUACUUUUUCUUUCUUCAAAAACGCCGUAACUAUUGCGGAGGUAUGAGUGGGGGCAUUGUCAUGUAGAAGACGGACAUGUUUAAAACCAGUGGCAGGGCGUCGUUUCUGAUAAUACUUUUUCAGUUUCUUCAGUACUACGUCUUUGUAGUACUUUCCGGUGAUGCUUUUGCCCUUUUUCACUGGCACUUUUAUUGCGACUCCUUCACCAGAGAAGAAGAUUGCAUACAAAACCUUCUUUGCACUCAAAGAACGUUUGGCAAUUAUUGGGCGUUUGCUGUGUUUAGUGGCCCAGAUCUUAUUGCUAACCUUUCUGACGGGCUCAAAAUAAUGGACCCAGGUUUCAUCACCUGUGACGACAUUGGCAAACUGCUUUUUGUCAUAUUUUGGAAACAUUUGAAGCAGCUUUUUGGCCACUUUAACCCGUUGCCUCUUUUGCUCAUCAGUCAACAGAUGUGGCACCCAUCUAGCAGAAAUCUUUCUGACUUUCAAAUGCUUCUUCAAAAUAAGGUGAACCAUUGAUAGUGAUAUGCCUACCUUUCGUGCAAUAUCACGAACUGUAAAUCUGGCAUCUCCUUCAAUGAUUUCCUUUAUUUUGGAAACGAUUUCUUUAGGAGAUGCAGAUUUUGGCCUACCUGAUUUCGGUACAUUUUUGAUGGACUCUACACCAGACUCAAAUUUCUUUUUCCAUCGCAGGACUGUGUCAUAAGACACACAAGAAGGUCCAUAAGCAGUAGAAAGUUCAGUCAUCAGCUGCUUCAAAGAACAACCAAGUUUUGAGCGAGCUUUGAUGUAAGCCCGUAUUUCAUCUUUCUUGUCGACGCUUCUACUAACCAUUUUUACUACAGUGGUCAAUGAUUGCGUGUAUUCAAAUGGCAAAUUUUAUGUCUUACACUUAGUCUAACAUGUACAUUUAUACACCUUUGUGUAGGUAUUGAAUAACCCUAUACAGGUAGGUAUUGGUUUUUAUCGUGCCCCACGUGGAUAUCGAGCUAGAGGACAAUAAGCAAUUCAUAUCGAACACUCCUCGUAUCUUCUUCAUGCAUGGAGGGAUUUUGAUAUAACUUGGCACAAAUGUUCACCACCACGAGGCGGAGUGUCAUGCGCAAGAACCAGGUCCCUAGGUCUAAGGUCAAGGUCACAGAGGUAAAAGGAUACAAGAAUGAAAACCUUGUCCAGAGCAUUUCUUCUUCAUGCAUAGAGGGAUUUUGAUAUAACUUUGCACAAAUGUUCACCACCACGAGGCGGAGUGUCAUGCGCAAGAACCAGGUCCCUAGGUCAAAGGUCAAGGUCACACUUAGAGGCCAAAGGUCAGAUACAAGAAUGACUUUGUCCGAAGCAUUUCUUCUUCAUGCAUGGAGGGAUUUUGAUGUAAUUUGACACAAUUAUACACCAUCAUGAGACGAAGUGUCAUGCGCAGUUCCUUUCUUUAGAAUUACUUCCCUUUGUUUUACUAUAAAUAGUUUAUAUUGUAACUUUUUCAUUACUAGUCGUAGGGAAAAAUCGAGACCACUUUUCUGUAGUACAACAUGCAUGCUACAUCCAAAUAUGAGGUGUAUUUUGACCAAUCUCUACCUGGUAAAGAUUUUUGUCGGGACUUAUAAUUUUUUUUGGAUUUUUUUUUUUUUUAGCUCACCUGUCACAAAGUGACAAGGUGAGCUUUUGUGAUUGCGCGGUGUCCGUCGUACGUACGUGCGUCCGUAAACUUUUGCUUGUGACCACUUUAGAGGUCACAUUUUUCAUGGGAUCUUUAUGAAAGUUGGUCAGAAUGUUCAUUUUGAUGAUAUCUAGGUCAAGUUCGAAACUGGGUCACGUGCCUUCAAAAACUAGGUCAGUAGGUCUAAAAAUAGAAAAACCUUGUGACCUCUCUGGAGGCCAUAUAUUUCACAAGAGACACGAUUCUCAUAACUAUAAUUUGAAUUUUGACAGAGUUAUGCCCCUUUUUAACUUGUUUUUUUUUUUCACUGGCAAAGCUCAAAUUCAGAGGCAAGCACUGAGAAAAGGCAAGCGCGCUGUCAUACGGACAGCUCUUGUUAAUAAAUAGUAUCAGUUUGGCUUGUUAAUUCAAAGCAAUAUUUGAUGUAUUAAAAGGAUUAAACUUUGAUAGUUUAUGUAACAAAUCUGCGAUAUUUGUACCUACACUGAUUUGGGAAAACCCAGUUCCGGAUUACGACUAUUCUUGAUGCAGUUUAAGGCAGAUGUUGCCAUUUAUGGAUAGAGACAAAAUGUAAAUUUCAGUUCAGUAGUUAUUAGAAAAGUGAAUCCAUGGCAGUGAUUGUUGAAACUGUUAAGUUGUUUUAUUUAUGUAUAAUUAUUACUGAAUUUCCAUGUAUACUUUGUAAAAUAAAAGAUGAAAUUACCA